AUGACUAACGCAGGGUAUACAGCUUCGUUAGAUAAAAUUAUGCCUGAUAUAGAGUUCGCUUUUAAUAACACGAUUCAUAGAAGUACUGGAAUAACACCGAGUGAACUAUUAUUUGGAAUUAGACAAAAGGGAAUGGUUGUGGACUAUUUGAAAGAAAAUUUAGACGAGUUAAGGGCUGAUGACGUUCUGAGAGAUCUUAGGCAAGUAAGACAAGAGGCUUCAGAUCAAAUUGUAAAAAAUCAAAACUAUAAUAAAUCGCUUAAAGACCGUCAUAGAAUUCAGAAAACAUACAAAGAAGGAGAAUAUGUAGUUGUGAAAAAUUUUGUUAGUGAGGCAGGCGCCAGUAAAAAGAUUUUGCCAAAAUAUAAAGGACCCUAUAGGAUUACUAAAGUUCUACCUAAUGACCGAUAUCUAGUAAAGGAUGUAGAGGGAUUCCAAACACAUGUAAUAUUUCCGCAUCUGGUCGUUUCCAAUGAUCCAGCAUAUUUUCCUGAACCAAAACGAUUUAUGCCCGAACGUUGGAUGAAACAAUUUGCACCAUCCACAGAAUGUCCGUAUGCAGGACAAAAAAUUCAUCCUUUCGUGAGUCUGCCUUUUGGUUUUGGACGGCGUAUGUGUGUGGGACGUCGAUUUGCUGAAAUUGAAUUAAAUACGCUGCUCGCCAAGAUAUUUCGGAAAUAUAAAGUGGAAUACAAUUCCGGUGAAUUAGUAUACAAAGUCAACUCAACCUACAUACCAGAAUCACCACUAAAUUUUAAAUUGACACUCAGGCAGGAAUAAGCAAAUAAAAGCAUAUUGCAAUAAUAUAUAUUGUACGAAUGACAUUAGUUAUUAUAAGGUAUUUUGUAUUUUAGCACUUUUAUUUUAUUAUAUUUAUAUAUGAUUGAACGGUAACUAAUGAUUUUAAGACGGUAACUAAUGCAUAGAUAUAAGAUUA
This is a messenger RNA of Teleopsis dalmanni, 937 nucleotides long. RefSeq names its product probable cytochrome P450 49a1. The record is from RefSeq and is a predicted model, not a curated record. Gene Ontology annotation, molecular function: iron ion binding; heme binding; nucleic acid binding. The transcript is spliced from 4 exons. Lineage: Eukaryota; Metazoa; Arthropoda; Insecta; Diptera; Diopsidae. Gene Ontology annotation, cellular component: mitochondrion. The coding region runs from base 1 to 780 and encodes 259 amino acids.